Pangasianodon hypophthalmus (striped catfish) is the source of this 1107-nucleotide messenger RNA. RefSeq names its product piercer of microtubule wall 2 protein (gene pierce2). The transcript is spliced from 2 exons. Gene Ontology annotation, cellular component: axonemal microtubule. The record is from RefSeq and is a predicted model, not a curated record. NCBI's taxonomy places the organism in Eukaryota, Metazoa, Chordata, Actinopteri, Siluriformes, Pangasiidae. The coding region runs from base 218 to 580 and encodes 120 amino acids. Gene Ontology annotation, biological process: axoneme assembly.
CAACGCUGUUUAUUAUUUUUUUUAUUAUUAUUAUUUUUUCUUUAUUUAUUUAUUUAUUCCUUGUUUUUCACAACUGCUAAAAAAAUUAAAAAAUAGGUAAUUUUAUAUAAAGGACCACCCUUGUUAAGGAGCGUAACUACAACAACAAAAGAAUUGCUGUUGCCAAGGCAACGCACCUACAACACAGGCCCUCGUGUCAGCAGUGUAUCAGCUGUCCAUGAAGGAUCUAACGGCUCUUGGAUGUGAUUUUCAGGAUAAAAUGUCCCACACUGAGGAACCCGAGCAGGAUCACCAUGCUCCAUGUCUGAACCCUGGGAACCCUGUGUUCUCCUGCAUGCUGGAGCCAUCAGCCUCCUCGGGGCCCAAACCCAUGACUCAGCGUCUUCUCUUCAGGACCACGUCCAGCGAGUACGGAUCUCGACCCCCGACCUUCGAGUCGUCCCCGUGUGUGUAUCACCCGCUGUCUCAGGCUUUCUCCAAGCACCUGGGUGUGUGUGGGAUGUCCCGGGACACCUCGUUCAACACCAGCCUGGACCGCAGCAGGGUGUGCGACUGCGUCAACUUACACAACACCAUCUGAGACACCAUCAAUACCUCAUCAAUACCUCAUCAAUACCUCAUCAAUACCCAGUCAUGCUCUGUGUGAGUGGAGGAAAUGUAACAUGAUGACUUGAUCUUCAGGACUAGAUCUUCCUGCUCUACAACUGCCUUUGUAUACACUUUUUAGGUGUCCGUCAUGCAUCUUUUUUGUCUGUUGGCUGUACAAAAAAAAUCUUGUAAUAAAAAUGAAAUGUGUUUAAAGAUGAAAUGUGGCUUUGUGAGUAAAAUUUGAGUAAAAUAUUCUCUUCUAAAGCUCAAUGUAAUAUCUAUCAAUAGCAACUAUUAGAUUUGAGCAAUGUGUUAUAACAUCUCAUCCAUGGCACAAUGGCAUAAUAAAAAUCAUUUGACUGCUACACACACACACACACACACACACACACACACACACUCCAAGACUGAUAGAUUGCUGAAUUCAUGACUUUUUUAGAUGUGUUUCAACUGUGUUCAUUCCGUGGUUCCUCCGAAUAGCAAACAUGUUAAACAGAAAAGUUUUAUCCCUUUCAUUCA